GAUAAAGGAUGCAUGAUGGCUGCCUCCAUGCCCAUCGAUGAAAAUUUGCGGGUGAAAGAAGAAAUGGAAGAAAAGAUAAAUCUAGCUGCAUUGCAACAAUGUGACCCAAAUAUAACAACAAUUCUUGCGACUGCCAGCCAAGUUGCACUUUAUAAAUUCACUACAGAAUGGGAAAAGACAGAAAUAGAAGGAACACUAUUUGUGUACUCAAGAUCAGCAAUCCCCUAUCAUGGAUUCAUGAUCAUGAAUCGGUUAAGUAUGGAGAAUUGGACAGAACCAGUCAACAAGGAGUUAGAAUUUCAGUUACAUAAACCAUUCUUACUUUAUCGUACAGCUAAAGCAAUUUAUGGUAUGUGGUUUUACAAGCCAGAAGACUGUCAGACCGUUUCAAAAUUAAUGCAAAGUUUGACCGAUAAAGCAAAAUUAGUUGCUGAGAAGAAAGUCCGACAACGCAGCAUGUCGGAGAGCGAUGGCGGGUGGUCAGCACAGAGACCGGUCGAUAUAAUGCAGAUGUUGAAUAGGGCUCAGAAUGUAUAUCUUGAGUCACAAGGAUCAGAACAAGUUCCACACCGGUCAGUUGAAGAAGGCAUAACGGAAGUCCGAUCAAGUCCAGUGAGGCCUGUUCCUAUAAAAGCAGAGAGCCCACGUCAAGUAGGGUCUGAAUCAAGUACAUUAAGGCCGAUGGUGAAUCGGUCAUUAUCGGUACAGCACAAUACACAAGGACCUAAAGUAAAUCAAACUAUUCACCCUGUCUUACAAAAACUUCUGUCACAUCCUGGCGAGGGUGCUAUGCCACUGCCUGUGAACAAUAUACACACGGUAGAAAGUAUUGAGAAGCUUCAUGGUGAACAGGAAAGCGGAGGUGGUCAUUUAAGACCACUUACUGUUCAGAGCAUCGAAGGUGGGGGCGAGAAAGAACCUGAAGGAAAGACGCCCGCCCCACUACAAGACUUUUUCGCCAAACUUAACAUAACCUCUGUUCCGCAUUCUGAAUCACAUGGGAAUCCUGUUAAAACAUUAUCCCCGUCCGUGUCGUUUCCUAAAACAAGGGAGAGUGAUAAUGCUUUUAAAUCUUUUAAUGAAGACAUCUUGUCAGGGAGUGGAGAAGUAGAUAUCAACCAAGCUCUUUUAGCCAGUUUAAAAGCAUCUGUGACCAACCAGCAACCAAAAACAGCCUCAGUACCAAGCCCAGGUCAGAUGGCUGCCACAAAUGUUGGCGCUGGAAACGCACUGCUUCUAGGUCUCCAGCAGCAGGCAAACAUAGACACAACGAAAUCUGCCAACUCAGCCCCUCUUCUCCUUGCACCAAGUGCCUUCCGCCCAAGAACUUCCAGUGACACUAACCCAGCAUCAAAGCCCACUACAGGCCUACCAAGCCAGUGCUCGCACAUGAAUCUGUCAACCAAAACUACGGUAUCAAGCUCCUUACCAUCGACAUUUACUACACCGCUAGCCUCCUCUUUCCCAUUGAUGACCCAAGCAGACAAGAUUACUUUAUCGUCAAGCAGCCAAUUGAGUCGCACUCACCAGGAUGUUAGGCAACAACCUUUGAAGGCAAAGAGUAAAGUUGGACUAGAUUCAGAUAUAAACCAGCAGGUCACCGCUCUCACAAAAGACCAAUUCCGUGAUGCGUUUGUUCACUUGUUACAGACAGAUUCAAUAUUUGUGGACAAACUGUUCUCAAGUUAUCAACAAACAACUCAGAAGAAAUGAUGCCAAGAAGAAAUCAAAAGCUUAGUAAAUGAUGUCAUUAACAGCCAAUCAGAAGAGAUUACAUCAAUAUAGUAGCAUACAUGAGUGUUAGAGCAAAAUUUAAUGCAAACAUCAACAUAAUGCUGUAUCCCCUAAGUAGCCUGCACUAUCAUCAAGAAUAUUAAAGUCUCAAAUUCUUGUUAAAAUAGAUUUCUUUUGUUGAGAAUGAACCAUUGAAAGACAAAUCGUGGAUUGAUAAUUACCAGUAAUUAUUAUUACAAGGUUUAUUGCUAUGUUUCUUAAUGCCAGUUUAUUCAUAAAUGAAGUUUUCUAUUAGAAUGACAAUGGCCGAUAGCAAUCAUUUUUUGUAAUAUAUGAGUAUCAAUAAUAAAUUGAUAAUAGUCUGAAAGCUAAUGAGAAAACCCAGACAAUAUGGAUGUAUGUUGAUGUUAAAUUUCAACUAAAUCUUCAACUUGUUAUACAAGUUAAAUAUUAUUUUUCAUCACCUCUUCCCAGGGGGUGACUAAAGUGGAUCUCGAUCCCCCGGCAACAAAAAAUAAUCUCUAACCAAGUGUGAAAUUGUUUAGAUAAGAGAGAUUAAUAUGGCUAAAAUGAUUAUAACUAUAACUACAAAUUCCUUUUACCUCACAGUAAACACCCCUUUAUAUAUUGGCCUUUAUAUCUUGAUGGACUAAGCAAUAAAGAUAUUUAAAUUGA
This is a messenger RNA of Anneissia japonica, 2409 nucleotides long. RefSeq names its product mRNA-decapping enzyme 1A-like. The record is from RefSeq and is a predicted model, not a curated record. The transcript is spliced from 8 exons. Lineage: Eukaryota; Metazoa; Echinodermata; Crinoidea; Comatulida; Comatulidae. Gene Ontology annotation, molecular function: mRNA binding; enzyme activator activity. Gene Ontology annotation, cellular component: P-body. Bases 13 to 1713 code for a protein of 566 amino acids. Gene Ontology annotation, biological process: deadenylation-independent decapping of nuclear-transcribed mRNA; positive regulation of catalytic activity; deadenylation-dependent decapping of nuclear-transcribed mRNA.